This is a messenger RNA of Alternaria ventricosa, 981 nucleotides long. RefSeq lists its product as uncharacterized. Bases 1 to 981 code for a protein of 326 amino acids. Lineage: Eukaryota; Fungi; Ascomycota; Dothideomycetes; Pleosporales; Pleosporaceae. The transcript is spliced from 2 exons. The record is from RefSeq and is a predicted model, not a curated record.
AUGCAGAUGGAUCACAUAUACCUGUACAUUUGCCCUUACAUUCAGCAAUCCAUGACUAACUUUGACAGCAGCAACUCAGAAAUCGACGAGGGGUAUCCGCUCAUGGCCUCCGUAGAAGCGCAGAUGCGGGGUGUUACCAUGAGCGCACCAAACAGUCGCUUUUUGAACCUUCCAGGUGGUGCGUACGUCCUCUCAACUACCCAGAGCGUAGCUAACUCAGUGCCUACAGAACUACGCAAUAAGAUAUACAGCUUCUGCAUCGAUACAGACCCCGUCCCACUACGUCUCCGUCACGACGAUCCGAUCAAACCGGUAGGAGGAUGGCGUUGCUUUACACAGACGUGUCGGCAGAUCCGGAAAGAGUUCCACAUCAUCUACAUGACUGAGACUGUGUUUCGCCUAGAAUCCACUUACCACUACGCCCGAUACAUCCGCGAUUUCUAUCCGCCCAGCGACGAGGCCACAAUGCUGCGCUACCGCGGCCACGUCAUCAGUGUAGUUGGACAUAGCCGCGAUGAGGAUACGGAUGUGGACGAGUUCUACGAUGCCGACAUCGCCCGCGUCGUCUCGCUUGUCGCGCGCUCACCAAAAGUUUGCUUUACCUUUGAACUUGAGAAGGAUCUGAAGAAAUAUUUCGCAGCAAUAAAGGGCAUCGAACAGGUGAACAGCAUGAUCGCGUUAUUCGCUGAUCAAUCCCACUCAAAAUGGCGCGAAAUGGCCAGGUCGAUCAAAGAGAUGAGACUCAGGGUUCGCAUUAAUCACUGUUUACUCCGAAUUACCAUGGACCAAGACAUGGCUAAGAUAUGGAAGGCUGCGGUUCAUGAAGUGUGGAACGAAGCAGCUCAGCCCACGCGUGGCAUACGUGAAUUGCGGCUCGCAUGGCCUGACCCGAACCCACAGGAGCGUUCAUAUGGGUAUCGGCACCAGUUUUCAUUCAGCGACGAUGAAGAUAAGACUAAAAGUUGUAUUUGGCGAUGGUGA